AUGGGGCAGCCACGCUCCGCAACGGCUCACGCGUUUCAAAGGCCGGCUCAGCUGAAGGGCAAAUCCACAGUGGUUCAAGUCGGACAGUCGACAUUCCCUCAGUGCCCAGCAAGUUUGCACCACGGCACCCGCAGCGGCCUGCGCUUGCUGGUACAGUCCGAUGUUUCUACCGAGUACAGCUGGCCCUUUGUCCAGUGAGGGUUGAUCCAGGUCGGACAGCGGCAUUCCAAUUCGGGUAAGGGCUCGCCAACAGCUUCGAAUAAGACCCUACUGAACAUGAUAAUUCAGCACCUUAACUUGUUGUCCGAGUCUCUUGACCGCGUUUACCUUCCCUGGUCCGAGGACCCCGGGCACAGCCACGUCUGCUUGAUCUCGAGUACGUUCUCUUGACAAUGUUGAGACGGAACCAGGCCUAGCCAGGACCCUUGCCGGGCUCGCCAUCGCCGUUCUGGUCGCAGAGGUACCUACCACUCGCCGACAACGGCCGGAGGGGAACAACCCGUCGCAGCCCGAACACAAGUCGCCGUUGUUUGGUGUCGAUGGCGGCUUUACAUGCGGUGCUGUGCGGCCCCGGCCGCCUCCUUGCGGACGACGAAGUCUAUGUAGGCGCGUGCGCCUCAAUCCGGCGUCGUCCUCGAUACGCGGGGGCCCCUGAACGUGCACAGCGUCCGGUAGCGGCAAGUCGGUCAGGUCCCACAUCGCCCGCGUGAAGGUCCGUCCAGUCCUGACAGGAGCACAGCGGCGCCCGGUCGCGAACAUUCGCUAGCCUGCCUUACAGGUCCAGUUUGGGGAGGCGGUCACGUCCCUGGCGGUAUCGAUGAUGGUGCUGUCCUGGCCAUCGGAGCCUUCGCGCUCGAGGUUUGCGCGGCGUGGACGGGCGCGCGGGGGCGGACGGCACCGGCCCAGGCGACGAU
This is a messenger RNA of Gaeumannomyces tritici R3-111a-1, 914 nucleotides long. RefSeq lists its product as hypothetical. The transcript has a single exon. The record is from RefSeq and is a predicted model, not a curated record. Lineage: Eukaryota; Fungi; Ascomycota; Sordariomycetes; Magnaporthales; Magnaporthaceae. The coding region runs from base 1 to 198 and encodes 65 amino acids.